Hydractinia symbiolongicarpus is the source of this 1819-nucleotide messenger RNA. RefSeq lists its product as uncharacterized. The transcript has a single exon. Lineage: Eukaryota; Metazoa; Cnidaria; Hydrozoa; Anthoathecata; Hydractiniidae. The record is from RefSeq and is a predicted model, not a curated record. The coding region runs from base 74 to 1228 and encodes 384 amino acids.
CAUUUAAUACAUUUCAAAAUUAGUUAAAUGAAGAAGGAGAACCAGUGGACGAGCAAGCUGAAACAAAACUUUUAUGAGCUUUUCUUCAAGAUCUUUGUUUACUUUAAAUAUGUUUACAAUGCAAUUUUUUAUCAUUUUGUUGUUUUUGUUAGUUUUUUACUUACAAGUUUGGGGUGUACAUACAAACUCACUGGAUGCGAUAUAUUCAACGUAUUUGCGAGAAAACCAUAAUAACGCAACGACAUAUAUGAAAACCGACUUGGCCAGCAUACCAUUUAAAAAAUGUCUAAACACUCAUGGUAGAGUUGCAAUUGUUAGUUUAGUUGAUAAUAAAGGUUUAUCGAUUUUCGAACAAUCAAUAAGCAAUUUACGCUGUUACGCCAAAUCCCGUGGUUACGAUUUCUUCCUCUUAAUACACGAAGAUUUCGAUAAAGAUCUAACUUGCGGCAUAUAUAACGAUCUUAUGUUUCGUCGACACUGUAUCUUAGCAACACAAAUUUUACCCAAAUAUGAUUGGUUGCUAAUGUUAGAUGCAGAUAAUGUCGUCGUAAAUCCUUUUCGCUGUGUCGAAGAAUACAUCGAUUCAAGUUACGACGUCAUUCAUCUGGAACGAUUUUAUAAUGGCGAAAUACAAGCCGGAAACUAUUUGAUCAGAAAUUCUGAAUUUAGUAAAUCGUAUUUGUUGAAGUGGGCAAGCUACCACAGCGCUCAUAAUAAUCUACCAAGAAAUAAAGAUAACGGCGCAUUGCACGUGCAUUUAUUGAAAACUCUAAACAAAAGUAACAAUAUGUCCCUUUUGGAUUGUGAGAACUUUUGGUCAUGGGCUAUAGAAUAUACUGAUUUCAUUAGCUGCGUACAAAAAGCAUUAAACGGUCACAGAACGUUUAAACAAAUUAAAAUAUACAGACGAGGUCAUGGUCCCGUACGUGAUGCAUCCUUGACGAAUAGUUUAUGGUGCGAACAGGACUUUAUUUUUCACGGUUUAAAAGAUAUAUAUUUUAAUGGCGUGUUUCCACUCUACACGCGACGAUUAGAAAACGCAGACUGUGUCGAUUCGAAAUGGUUAAUUCCAUAUAAAAACAAACAUUUUGUCUCAAUUAACACUGUGAGGGAGAAACUGAUCUACAUAAAUGAUUAUUAUCAGAAGAAAUUACCGAAACAUGCAGCUGGUUUGAAUGGAGACGUAAAAACGCCUUUGUGCUGGCCUCACUGCCCUGAAAAUAUUUAGAAGACUGGCCACACCGUUUAAGAAUAUUUUCGCUUCAGCUCUAUUCUUUUAACUAUUAUUAACCAUUUUUUUCUGAUCGCUUGAACUUUUGACGUUAGCUCUUUUUAAGAAAGACCUUUCUGAACUUACAUAACCCAUCGAUGAAGACUCUUUAAUCAUCUUUCAUUCGCUCUCUACAUGACAUCAGCAGAGUGCUGUGCAACCUCAUUGGUAAUCAUAUGGCAGCAAUAGUGUAACAACAGUAGGUUAUUCAUAAGACAUUUCAAAUACAUUUAUUGCAAUCUACACAUAUACAAAAUCCGCGGUAUAUAUACGCCCUAAAAAUCAUGCCGGUUUGAAUAAAUAAAACUAAAAACUAAAAACAAUAUCAAAUCUACAAAUAAAAAUUCUAUCCAGUGAUAGAACGCAAAUUACUGACUCUCCUCUGUCGCUAUCAAUAUAUAUAUAUACUAGUCGUUAGCCCGUGGAAAAAUCCACGGGUUCGCCCGUCGCAGCUAAGCUACCAUUUUGCGUGACAGACAGACGGACGGACGGACAGACGUAUACGGGCAUUAUAAUAUAGAUAUAUAUCUAUAAAAAGUAAGAAAUAAA